This is a messenger RNA of Notothenia coriiceps (black rockcod), 765 nucleotides long. RefSeq names its product potassium voltage-gated channel subfamily B member 1-like. Gene Ontology annotation, cellular component: membrane; voltage-gated potassium channel complex. Bases 172 to 765 code for a protein of 197 amino acids. NCBI's taxonomy places the organism in Eukaryota, Metazoa, Chordata, Actinopteri, Perciformes, Nototheniidae. Gene Ontology annotation, biological process: protein homooligomerization; action potential; potassium ion transmembrane transport. The record is from RefSeq and is a predicted model, not a curated record. Gene Ontology annotation, molecular function: protein binding; delayed rectifier potassium channel activity. The transcript is spliced from 2 exons.
CUCUUGAAAUGUUGCUGAUAUCCGUCCAUGUGGUGAUUCGGGAUGAAAAUGAGACACUCACAAGGAGAAUUGAGGAGGGACCCUGAUGCGGUCAUCUACAGGACCAUGUCUUCUUAAACUGCCGGACUCUAUCCGACAGUCUUUUCAAGUGACCGAGGAACUUGAGUGAAGAUGAACAAAGAGGGGUCUCACUCGCAGUCCUCGCUGCCGGAUGCCAUGGACAUCAUCCGCAGCAAGACCCUGGCCCGCCGGGUGAGACUCAACGUCGGGGGUCUCCUCCAUGAAGUCCUGUGGAGGACACUGGACAGGCUGCCCCGCACGAGACUGGGCAAACUGAGAGACUGCAACACCCACGACGGCAUGAUGGAGAUAUGUGACGACUACAGCACGGAGAACAACGAGUACUUUUUCGACAGACACCCCGGUGCCUUCACCUCGAUUCUGAACUUCUACCGCACCGGGAAGUUGCACAUGAUGGAGGAGAUGUGCGCCCUGUCCUUCAGCCAAGAGCUGGACUUCUGGGGCAUCGACGAGAUCUACCUGGAGUCCUGCUGCCAGGCCAGGUACCACCAGAAAAAGGAGCAGAUGAACGAAGAGCUGAAAAGAGAAGCGGAGAGCAUGAGAGAAAGGGUCGGAGAGGAGUUUACGACCACAUGCUGUUCCGAAACCAGGCAGAAGCUGUGGGACCUCAUGGAGAAGCCCAGCUCAUCAUUCGCUGCUAAGGUAAUGUGCAACACAGCCAGACAAGCAGGGCAGAUACAGUGA